Cicer arietinum (chickpea) is the source of this 2167-nucleotide messenger RNA. RefSeq lists its product as uncharacterized. The record is from RefSeq and is a predicted model, not a curated record. NCBI's taxonomy places the organism in Eukaryota, Viridiplantae, Streptophyta, Magnoliopsida, Fabales, Fabaceae. Gene Ontology annotation, molecular function: DNA binding.
CAUGUAACGAGGUGAAUAGUGAAAAGAGAUGAGAGUUCCAUUCCCAAAACGUUAUCCUGUUUGGGUUCAUGGUCAUAAUCCCAUUCACAUGAGAUGGUCAUAAUUUGCACUUCACAUUCCAACUCUCGCUGAAUGAGCCCCCAUGCCUUUGAUUGAGAUAACAAAUGCACAUUCACUGUUGCCUUAUCAUCGUCAUGUCAAAUAUUCAUGGAUUUCCUUUGCCUCUCCUAAUUAUUACCAUUGUAAAUCCUUCUCCAACCUUCAAAACCUCAACUUCAAUCUUCCACUUGUUAGGUUCCCUUUCCUCAUUCAGGCCGUUGCCGCUACCAUUCAACCUAACACUUUCUCACACAAAUUUGAUGAUGAUGAUGAUGAUGAUGAUGACGACAUUGCUGCUCUAAAUCCUUAUCCUCCUAUGCUUGAACAACCUCUUGAUGAAAGGGAGAAGUUGCGAAGAUUCAGGAUUUCUAAAGCUAAUAAAGGUAACACGCCAUGGAACAAAGGAAGAAAGCAUAGUCCUGAAACUUUGCGGAAGAUCAGGGAAAGAACACGCAUCGCAAUGCAGAAUCCUAAGGUCAAAAUGAAGUUGACUAAUCUUGGCCAUGCACAAACUACAGAAACAAAACUAAAGAUUGGUGCUGGUGUGAGGAAGCUAUGGGAACAGAGGCGUGGAAAGAAGAUGGUGCAGGAGAGUUGCUGCUUUGAGUGGCAGAAUUUAAUUGCAGAUGCAUCUAAGCAAGGCUUUGCUGGUCAGGAAGAGCUGCAAUGGAAUUCCUAUGAAACCUUAGAUGAGCAGCUUAAGCAGGAGUGGUUGGUGAGUGUUGAACAAAGGAAACAAAUGGUAAGGGCACCAGUUAGCAAUAGAGCACCCAAGUCCCCUGAACAGAGAAGGAAAAUUGCAGAAGCCAUUGCUGCAAAAUGGGCCGAUCCUGAUUACCGUGAAAGAGUUUGCUCUGCAUUGGCCAAGUAUCAUUCUACAGAAAGGAAACCUAGAACAAGGCCAAGUUAUGCUGCACAACCUGCCAAGAAGAAGAAACCCAUUACAAAAAGGGAUUCUGAUACUAGCAUUCUUGGUAAGAGUGCCUCCAAAAUUCUUAAGCCUAUCCAGUUGAGAAAACGAAAAUCCCCUGCCUAUAGGGAUCCUUUGGUGAAUUCCAAGCUUGAGAUGAUAAAGAACAUAAGAGCACAGAGAGCUUCCGUGGAAACCAGACAAACUCAAGCCAUUCAACAAGCAAGACUAUUGAUUGCGGAAGCUGAGAAAGCUGCCAAGGCACUUGAGGUUGCUGCGACAAAGAGUCCCAUUGCACAGUCUUCUCUAAUAGAAACCAGAAAGCUUAUAGCAGAAGCAAUCCAAUCACUUGAAUCCAUUGAUACACAGAGGAUAGCUGAGUGUAGUGUUCCUGUGGUUAGUUUGAACGAGACCAACAAGGAAAAUGAAUCAACAUUUGAAUUUCGUAACCAUCCACAAAUGGCCCAAGUAAAUGGACAUACAACAUUAUCAUCAAGUGACUGCAAGUUCUCUGAAGCUAUUGGUGAACUUUCCCUGGAGAGGCCAAUUAAUGGUAAUCCAGAACUUCACCUAACCAAUGGCCGUUCCUUAACUUUCAGUUUGAAUAGCCAGAUAAACCAAUAUAGCCCAUCAAAUCAAGAAAGGGAAACAGAACAGGAUCAGAGCAGCGAAGAUGAAACAGAUCAUUCUCCAACUGUGAUGGGAAUGCAGUCCCUUGAAGAUGAAACACUAUCUAGAUCCCCUAUAGUAACUAAAAAGUGGGUUCGCGGAAGGCUUGUUGAAGUGACGGAAGAGAAAAGAUAAAAUGUGAAAAGCUUAGCCCAGAUUUAAAACAUUAUACAAAAACAAUGUCAUAUUGUUUGCUGCAUGUUAUAUAGAUCGCCAUAAAUGCCACAUAUUUUCCUUUAUAACAGUGUGAUCAUUGCAACGCACUCAUCCAAAUCAAUAGUUGACUGGUAUCGACCCUGCAACAGCCAACCAAGUGUAGGCAGACGACAGAUCACAGAUGGAGACUAAAAUAGCGUUAGCUAGAGAGAAUGUACUUAUGUUAGUUUAUAGGAUCUUCUAUUUCAGUCGAUCUUGUUAACAUUAAACUACGACUACGAGUUAAUCACAUUUCAGAAAUGUUUUAUAUCAAUGUCUUUAUUUAUUUUUUCA